Messenger RNA from Leptopilina heterotoma, 2006 nucleotides. Its product is annotated as myrosinase 1-like. Gene Ontology annotation, biological process: carbohydrate metabolic process. Bases 343 to 1836 code for a protein of 497 amino acids. The transcript has 8 exons. The record is from RefSeq and is a predicted model, not a curated record. Lineage: Eukaryota; Metazoa; Arthropoda; Insecta; Hymenoptera; Figitidae. Gene Ontology annotation, molecular function: beta-glucosidase activity.
ACGUCAUGUCACACGAAUAAUUUUUUAAUUUAAAAUCAACUUUUUUUUUUAUAAUUUCCAACAAAGUGGUUUUUAUCAUUAGUAAAGUUGUAAUGUUAUAUAAAUUUUAUCAGUUCAUAAAAGUAUGUCUUCCUCAUCAUUUUGUCAAUAUAGAAGUAUCCAAAUAGUUUAAACGGGAAACAUAUUUUACUGUGUUAUUGAUAUCACAACUGAUAAUACUCAAAUACUUGGCAAAAUUACUGUUUUUAAAAAAUUAUUUCUAUAUAAUUGUAAUAUUCACCUGGUAAUGGAAAUUUUAUAAAUGCAAUAAUAAUAGUUAAUGAUAUAUUAAGUCCUGAAAGAAUGACAAUGAACUUUUUUUCUACACAUCAAGUAGUUUCUGUCAUUUUUCUAGUAGCAGUAUACACGAUUAAAAUCAGAUGUCAGGAAGAGAAUGAUCAGAAAUUUCCGAAAGGUUUCACCAUUGGAACUGCAACUUCCUCAUAUCAAAUUGAAGGAGCCUGGAAUAUAAGUGAUAAAGGUGAAAAUGUUUGGGAUCAUUUCACACAUCGUCCGGACUCGACAGUUCAUAAUAAAAGUACUGGGGAUGUGGCUUGUAAUUCAUACUAUCUCUACAAAGAAGAUGUUAAACUCAUAAAAAACAUUGGAUUUGAUUUCUAUCGAUUUUCGAUAAGUUGGGCGAGAAUUUUGCCAACUGGUUUUCCAAAUUACGUCAGUAAGGACGGUUUGAAAUAUUAUCACAAUUUACUUGAUGAACUGAUUGCAAAAGGAAUCCAACCCUAUGUGACACUGUAUCACUGGGAUCUUCCUCAAACAUUGGAGAAAUUGGGAGGAUGGACAAAUGAACUGAUGGUACAAUGGUUCACUGAUUACGCCAGAGUUGUAUUUCAGGAAUUAGGACCAAAAAUAAAAAUCUUCUAUACUGUUAACGAGCCGUUUAUAUUUUGUGGCUUUGGUUAUGGACAGACACUACUCGCACCCGGGAAAAAUAUGUCUGGAGUUGCCGACUAUCUAUGUGGUCAUAAUGUAUUGAAAGCUCACGCAAGUGUUUAUCACUUGUAUCAUAAUGAAUUUCGCAAAAAACAAAAAGGUAGGAUAGGAAUAGUGAACAUUUGCAAUUCCUACAUAGCAAAAAAUAAAGAUCCAAUAUUAGAAGAUGAAGCAUUUCAAUUUUCCUGCGGAUGGUUUGCUCAUCCAAUAUUCUCGAAAAUUGGAGAUUAUCCACCGGUAAUGAAAAAACUUGUCAAAGAAGCAAGCCUUAGGGAAGGAUGGCCCAAAUCAAGAUUACCAGUGUUUAACAAAAAAUGGAUCAAUUUCAUUAAAGGUACAUCAGACUUUUUUGGAUUAAAUCAUUACACCAGUGAAAUGAUCGAACCAGGAAGAAGUAACAAAAUGAACAUAUUGCACGAUUUUAAUGCAACUUUCAGUUCAGAUCCAAAAUGGCCCAGGGCAAAAAGUUUUUGGUUAGCUGUUGUUCCUGAAGGAUUUAGAUUGAUACUUCUCAGAUUGAAAAAGGAGUACGGUAAUAUUCCAAUUCACAUUACAGAAAAUGGAUAUUCGGACCAUGGUGUUCUGUGGGAUGAGAAUCGUGUGGAAUUUUAUUAUUCGUACUUGAAGGAAAUGUUAAAAGCAAUUCAUCAAGACAAAUGUAAUGUUCAAUCUUAUACUGUUUGGAGUUUAAUGGACAACUUUGAGUGGGCUAGUGGAUAUAGUGAUCGUUUUGGAUUGGUUCAUGUGGAUUUCGAUAAGCCUUCGAGGGAACGCACUCUCAAGUAUUCUGCUAAAUGGUUCAAAAGUUUACUUAAAGUUCGUAAACUAUCUAUGGAGUACAAAUAAAAAUUAAAUAAUUGACGCAUUAAUGUAAACCAGUUUUUUUGAAAAACAUUUCAAAAUCAUUUGAAAAACAUUUCAAAAUCAUUUUAAAAUCAUUUCAAAACAUUUCAAGAAUGUAAGGUAAACAUUGAAAUAAAAUGGAAAAUAAAAUAAAAUUUGUUUAAAAGUAAAAA